This is a messenger RNA of Bemisia tabaci, 2283 nucleotides long. RefSeq names its product protein Tob1. Gene Ontology annotation, cellular component: nucleus; cytoplasm. Gene Ontology annotation, molecular function: transcription corepressor activity. Gene Ontology annotation, biological process: regulation of gene expression. NCBI's taxonomy places the organism in Eukaryota, Metazoa, Arthropoda, Insecta, Hemiptera, Aleyrodidae. The record is from RefSeq and is a predicted model, not a curated record.
GGUACGCUUUUUUUACGCCAGUGCGUGCUUAUCAGGAGCCCCCGGCCGCACGUCGACGACGGCCGACGCUUCAGUUCGCGACUUGACGCCCGCCCUGGUCGCAUCGCGCCGCCUCGCUCAGACGGAGCCGACGAGUUGUAACGGCCCGAAAUAGCUCAGAAUUUUUUAAAAGUUAUUUUCUAGUUUUUUUGUACCCCUUUUGUAUAGUUAUUUUGUAUCCCGGUUCACCGUUUGUACGGAUUUCCUACCCGUAGUGUUACGUGUGAUAUUUACAAUAUUGUUCUGUAAAGGAAUCGUACUGCUUUUAAGAAGCUAACACCGUGUGGAUUUUACCGACUGAUUUUGUGCUGCGAUCCUCUCCGGAGUGACCCUCUGAGCCCCCGAGCGAGCGUCCCGACGCCAAGAUCGCGACGCUAAGCGACGGAGCCCCGCGAGCGCGCGCCCAGCCCCCGACGAACCCCGCGCCGGCGCCUCAAACCGCGCAGCUAGAUGUAAAUCCCCGGAACCGCACCCGCAACCGAGUCUGCUUCAACCCCGUCCGAGCCCGACACCCGCGCAACAUGCAUAUCGAGAUACAGGUGGCCCUCAACUUCGUCAUCUCCUACCUCUACAACAAACUCCCCAGACGGAGGGUCAACAUCUUCGGCGAGGAGCUAGAAAAAGCCCUCAAGGAGAAGUUCCGGGGGCACUGGUACCCGGAAAAGCCAUUCAAAGGCUCAGCCUUCCGUUGCAUCAAGACAGGUGACCCUGUUGACCCCGUCUUGGAAAAGGCCGCUAGGGAGUCCGGGGUGCUCAUCCAAGACAUCCUAGAGAAUCUACCCCAGGAGUUGGCCGUCUGGGUUGAUCCCGGCGAGGUCAGCUAUAGGAUUGGUGAAAAGGGCGCAGUGAAGGUGCUUUUCAGCGAGUCGAUCGACCACCAAGAUGAUUGUUCCGCUGAUCGAGAGGUUAAUAAAACCUUCAACCCUGAGGCCCAAUGCUUCCGGCCGAUUGACGCUGUUGUGUCCAGUUUAAGUCAGCUCAACAUCUCGCCGAACAACAAGUCGAGUUCUCCGCCGUUCCCGAGUGUGCUGCAGGUGAGCAGUAGGAGCCAGGGGGCGCCCCCCGCGGCCUCCGCCCCUUCGGCUAAUACGUCGCCGACGCCCUCCAACCCCGGCGCCCCGCAGUUCGGCACGGGGAAGGUCUCGCCCACGAUGUCUGUUAACUCGUUCCUGCCGAGGUCCAGCGCGGCGCCGCUCACGUUCACGACGGCCACGUUUGCGCAGACCAAGUUUGGAAGCACGAAGCUCAAGACCAGCAGCAAGAGGGCUAACAGGAUGUCGCCGACGGAGUUCUCGAACUACAUCAAGCAGCGCGCCCUGCAGCAGCAGCAGAUGUACUCGCACACCCUCUCGCCGGCCUCCCCCGGCGGGCGCUCGCUGUCCCCGCACGCGGACUUCUACUUCCAGCAGCACUCGGGGCACUCCACUUCCGGCUACCCCGGGCACGGGAAUGGCUCCUCCGCGUACCGCAACAUGUUCGCGGCGGACGCCCACACGCCGCCGUUCGUCCCGGAGCUCUACCCCAAGUUCCCCUCCUACCUGGACCCGCCCUCGACGUCGCAGCUCUUCAACUCCGGCUCCGGCGCGGGUCAGCUCUCCAGUUCCUCCCCGGCCGGGUCCCCGAUGAACCCCGCCCAGCAGAGCUCCGCGGAUCACUUCGGGCUCGGCUCCUACCCGGCCAGCCCCUACCAGCACCUCCUCGUCGCCAACUAAUCCCUCCUCGCCGGUGCCCCGUAGCAAGUAUCAGCGUAGUACCACGUUUUUCCUUUUGUUUCCUUUUCCUCUCUUUGUCUGCCCCGCUGGAAAUGGUGAGUGGGAACGGGCGAGGAACUCCCGAGAUAUCAGUCGGAUCCCUACCAAUAUCAGUCGGAUCUCUACUGGUAUCAGUCGGAUCUCUACUGGUAUCAGUCGGAUCUCUACUAAUAUCAGUCGGAUCUCUACUAAUUUCAGUUGAAGCUCUGCUGAUAUUAUUCGGAUCUCCACUGAUUGCAGUUGAAGCUCUGCUGAUUAUUCGAAUCUCCACUGAUAUCAGUUGUAUCUCCAAUGGUGUAAGUCAAAUUUCCACUGAAUGAUAGUGGUGAAAUGAUGCGUGGGAAUGGGAGAGGAACUCUGAAGAUAUCAGUCGGAUCGUUGCUAAUUUUUUCAUAUCAGUUGGACAUCUGCUGAUAUUCAUUGCAUAUCUGCUGAUAUCAUAUCAAUAUCUGUUGAUCAGUGGCGUGGCGUGAAUUGCUAUCUAUCGAUUGUU